Stomoxys calcitrans (stable fly) is the source of this 1263-nucleotide messenger RNA. Its product is annotated as odorant receptor 67d-like. Gene Ontology annotation, molecular function: odorant binding; olfactory receptor activity. Gene Ontology annotation, cellular component: plasma membrane. Gene Ontology annotation, biological process: detection of chemical stimulus involved in sensory perception of smell; sensory perception of smell. The record is from RefSeq and is a predicted model, not a curated record. The transcript has 5 exons. Lineage: Eukaryota; Metazoa; Arthropoda; Insecta; Diptera; Muscidae. The coding region runs from base 1 to 1263 and encodes 420 amino acids.
AUGCCUAUGUCAAAGAGGCUAUCAAAUCGUUUUAGGGCCAUUGUUCGAAUUACCCGCAUAUGUGCGGACAUCUGUGGAGCCGAUGUAUUCGACCCUAAAUUUCGCAUCAACAUUAGAACCAUUCUCGUUCUAGUGAUCAUUCAAUUGAGCAUUGUAUUUAUGGCCUAUACAGUUUAUGUGGGUUUCAAUGUCGAUGGCGACUGGAAGGUUAUACUGCAGGUCUUAAGCGUUGGCGGUUGCACUUUGGUGCAAGGCUAUUGCAAAUUGGUCAACUGCCUACGUGAGAAGAAUAAUUUUCGAUUUCUCAUAAAUGAGCUCAAUUCCCUGUAUGAGAAAUAUGAGCAAAAUGAUGCCGAUUGUCGACUUUUUUUAUACAAAGGCAUACAGCAAUUAACCUUCAUUAUGAAACUUUCUGCCUUUGUCGUUAUUCUUAUGGUAGUAGGCAUGGGUUUGGUGACUCUGGUGCUUUCAGUGGUCUUUAAUACGCAUGUCCUAAUUGUACAAUGCCUUAUUCCCGGUUUUGAUCCAACAACGGGAAAGGGCUUUUUGUGGAUCAACAUUAUUCAAAUAUGGUUUAUUGCCGUUGGCGGCUUUGGAUUUUAUGCCGGCGAUAUGGCUUUCUUCACGCCUUUAUCACAAAUUUCAACAUUCCGGGGAAUAUUGAAAUGCAAAUUUUGCGACUUGAACGAAACAUUAGCAGAUGAGCCUGGCAAUAAAGAAAAAUCAUUUAAUGGUGUAAAGGAUAUUCUCAUAUUUCAUCAACGAUAUAUAGUGUUUUUAGAAGUUACCCGGGACACUUACUAUUGGGUGAUACUCGUUCAAAUCGGAACAUAUUCCAUUGGCAUUAUUUGCACCAUGUUCUCCAUUCAUUUGGGUACCUGGCCCGGUGGCUAUGUCUAUAUGAUUUAUUGUUUUGUAAUGAUGUUGGUCUACUGCCAUAUGGGCUCUUUGGUGGAAAUAACCAAUGAAGGUGUUGUUUCUAGUUGCUAUAAUGAUGUUAACUGGUAUGAACUCUCCGUGUCAGAGCGAAGGAUGUUACACACAAUGCUAAGAAUGGCCCAAAAUACUGCGGGGCUAACCAUAGGCUCUGUUUUACCAUUGUCGAUGAACACAGUCGAACAACAAGACAAGGCAUCAAACGCAAAUGCUUUCGCAGACGAGUGUGCGCUUCAUGCAACAUCGCCAGCAGCACAACAACAGGCAGUAGGCAGUCACAAAUGCGGUAAAAAAAAACUCUCUUUGUGCAAUGAACUGCAUGGCUGA